This is a messenger RNA of Coregonus clupeaformis (lake whitefish), 2324 nucleotides long. RefSeq lists its product as uncharacterized. Gene Ontology annotation, biological process: magnesium ion transport. The record is from RefSeq and is a predicted model, not a curated record. Gene Ontology annotation, cellular component: membrane. The transcript has 6 exons. Gene Ontology annotation, molecular function: magnesium ion transmembrane transporter activity. The coding region runs from base 321 to 1433 and encodes 370 amino acids. NCBI's taxonomy places the organism in Eukaryota, Metazoa, Chordata, Actinopteri, Salmoniformes, Salmonidae.
GAUGUUACCCUUACUUUAACCAUUUUAAAUGUGAACUUCAAAUGGGGUAGGACUCGGACAUUUCUGUCGCUGAUAUUUCCCACAUAAACUCCCAUUUGCUUGUUAAUUUGCGUUUUUAUAAAGUCAGUUGAUGUAAAUGAAAAAUUAUUGUGGCGAGUUCGUUAACGUUGGCCAGAUAUUGUAUGAAAAAAAUAUAGCUAUAUAAUUAUAUUUGACACGCUCACUGACACUGCACGAGGAAGUAUCUAUUCUGGGCGGACUCCAGCAGUCAGCUGCUUCUCUUCAGAUUGGAUGGGUUGAAAGCAAAGGUGAGCUCAAAAAUGGAUAUCGGACCAAACCGCACCGACUUCUACAUUGGCCUCUCUCUUGCCAUGAGCUCGAGCAUCUUCAUUGGAGGAAGCUUCAUCCUGAAGAAGAAAGGUCUUUUGCGAUUGGCCAGUAAGGGGUUUAUGCGAGCAGGUCAGGGGGGAUAUGCUUACCUCAAAGAAUGGCUGUGGUGGGCAGGACUCAUAGCAAUGGGAGCUGGGGAAGCAGCUAACUUUGCCGCUUACGCUUUUGCCCCUGCCACAUUGGUGACACCACUGGGAGCAAUGAGCGUUCUUGUGAGUGCUGUGCUGUCCUCAUACUUCCUGAAUGAGCGGUUGAAUGUUCACGGGAAGAUGGGCUGCUUGCUGUGCAUCCUGGGUUCCACUGUCAUGGUCAUCCACGCCCCUCAGGAGGAGGAGGUUGCCUCCCUUACUGCCAUGGCUGAGAAGCUCCAAGACCCAGGAUUCAUCGCGUUCGCCGUGUCUGUUGUGGCGAGCAGCCUGAUCCUCAUCUUCCUGGUCGCCCCGCGCUAUGGCCAGAAGAACGUGCUGGUUUACAUCCUGAUCUGCUCCGUGAUUGGCUCCCUGUCGGUGUCCUGCGUCAAGGGCCUGGGCAUCGGCAUCAAGGAGCUGUUCGCCGGCACCGCCGUCCUAAAGGAACCCCUGUUCUGGUGUCUACUCAUCUGCCUGGUGAUCUGCGUCAGCAUCCAGAUCAGCUAUCUCAAUAAAGCCUUGGACAUUUUCAACACGUCCAUCGUCACGCCCAUCUAUUACGUGUUCUUCACCACCUCCGUAAUGGCGUGUUCGGCCAUCCUCUUCAAGGAGUGGCUGAGCAUGAGCACGGACGGAGUUGUGGGGACCGUCAGUGGGUUCCUCACAAUCAUCCUGGGUAUCUUCCUCCUCCAUGCGUUUAAAGAUCUUACAUUCAGCUGGGACUCGCUGCCACUGUACCUGAGGAAGGGGCCUCAGGGGUCCCUCUGGGGCCAGCAGCCCUACGUGGCCCUGCCCAGCCAGGAGAGCCAGGCGGAGGGGCCAGGGGAGGCGAAGCUGGCCAGAGAGGGGAGCUCAAAGGGAAGCUACUCGCCGGAGGGCUCAAUGAGGAGGAACAAUAGCUUUGUCACCACUUAGCACUUGGGAUCAAUUCAAACCCUACUUAGCACAAAGGCCAAAUGUUUAGAUUUCAAUAUCCCAUUGCCAAGUUUUACAUUUCUCUGUUUAUUUGAUAUUUACACACCUGCGUAGACGAGUGGAAAAUAUGUUUACUAAAUAUGUAUUGAGUUGGAGAUUCUUACAAUGCAAUAACCACUGGAAGGACAGCUUGCCUUUAACUGUCAUGCACUGCAAUCCAGUGAGCACACUGCAUUUCUAUACCAACAGAUGUACAUUGUGUCUAGCGAUUAGCGAAGUCCAACAUGGUUUUACUCAUGGUACACCUAAACCAUUCAACUGGUUGAAAGUAUUAGUCCUACAGGUUUCCCCUUUCUCUGAAUGGUUUCUACUGUAUAAAAAAAACUGGUGUACGUACACACUUAAAAUAUCUAAUCAUGGACAGUGUGAUGAAAUUGAAUGUACUGAUUUUAGUUUUAAGGUCAAGUUUUGAUAUGAAGCGACUAGUCCCUUCUGUUUUUCACUGUCUGAACUGUAACUUAUUGAUAGGCCUAUUUGUCUUAUUUCUAUGUGUUCAUUUGCAUUAAAAUGCCAGAAAAUCUAUUGCGAGUCAAGGCACUGCAGCUUUUACCUUUUGUGUACUUGGGUUCAAUCAUCUUUCAAAGUUACUGAUUGUGAAUGUUGAACAAUCUGAGUGACAAGUUACUGUAAUGUAAUACCUCAAUUGUAUUUUUCAUUGAUCAUGUUUAUGAAUAUCAUCAGUAUUAACUGAGGCACUUUCCUUGACAUAGCCCCUUUUGAAAUGCAUUCCUACUACUGCAUGUGCCAAACUAACUUAGUGUUUCUUAAUCAUUGAUUUAUAACAUACUGCUUAUUCUUUUAGUAUGUGAAUAAACAAUUACCUUCUAUGCA